This is a messenger RNA of Rubroshorea leprosula, 1782 nucleotides long. The record is from the annotation of a GenBank genome assembly. NCBI's taxonomy places the organism in Eukaryota, Viridiplantae, Streptophyta, Magnoliopsida, Malvales, Dipterocarpaceae.
GAUCGUCAAAUUUAAAGCUUCUCCUUCUCUUCCGCCGAUCUCUCUGCUCUACCCCAACACCACCAAUGCCUACAACAAUGUCUCUAGCAGUUAAACUUCACUUUACUUCCACCACCCACCUUGGAAAUUCCACGAAAACCACUAGCCUCCAAAGCUUGAGUGCCAAAUUUAGACCCACACCCAUUUCACAUUUCAACCCAUUGACAUCUGCCUUGUACAAACCCAGAAUGAGUAAUUUCCCGAAGUCGAAAUCGUCAUCAUUUGUGAUUAAGAGCUCGUUGAUAGAACCGGAUGGUGGGGCACUGGUGGAUCUGGUGGUGCCGGAGAGUCUGAGAGCCGCGAAGACUGUUGAGGCCGAGUCAAUGCCGAAGGUGAGGCUAACCAAGAUUGAUUUGGAGUGGGUGCAUGUGCUCAGCGAGGGGUGGGCGAGUCCGUUGAGAGGCUUCAUGAGGGAAGAUGAGUACUUGCAGAGUUUGCAUUUCAAUUUCUUGAGAAUGAAAGAUGGGAGCAUUGUCAACAUGUCGCUUCCAAUUGUUUUGGCUAUUGAUGACACGACUAAGGAGCGAAUUGGGUCCUCUUCCAAUGUGGGGUUGGUUGGACCCAGUGGAGAUUUGAUUGGUUUCCUGAGAAGCAUUGAAAUUUACAAACAUAACAAAGAAGAAAGAAUUGCUAGAACGUGGGGAACAACUGCACCAGGGUUGCCAUAUGUUGAGGAGGUCAUUACUCCAGCUGGGAAUUGGCUCAUUGGUGGGGAUCUGGAAGUUUUGAAGCCUAUCAAAUAUCAUGAUGGGCUUGAUCACUACAGACUUUCUCCUAAACAACUCAGGGAAGAAUUCGAUAGGCGUAAUGCAGAUGCAGUCUUCGCUUUUCAGCUAAGGAACCCCGUGCACAAUGGGCAUGCUCUACUGAUGAAUGAUACACGGAGGCGACUUUUAGAGAUGGGCUUUAAGAAUCCAGUUUUGUUGCUGCAUCCUUUAGGAGGCUUCACAAAGGCUGAUGAUGUGCCAUUGGAUGUUCGGAUGCAACAGCACAGCAAGGUCCUAGAGGAUGAGGUCCUUGAUCCAGAGACUACCAUUGUGGCCAUUUUCCCAUCUCCCAUGCAUUAUGCAGGCCCAACUGAGGUGCAGUGGCAUGCCAAGGCACGAAUAAAUGCUGGAGCUAAUUUCUACAUAGUAGGUCGUGAUCCUGCUGGUAUGGGUCACCCAACUGAAAAGAGGGAUUUAUAUGACCCUGACCAUGGGAAAAAAGUGCUAAGUAUGGCUCCUGGCUUGGGAAAGCUCAAUAUUUUGCCAUUCAGGGUGGUAGCAUAUGACACAGUGGCAAAGAAAAUGGAAUUUUUUGAUCCUUCACGUGCCAAAGAUUUCCUCUUCAUAUCUGGAACCAAGAUGCGAACUUAUGCAAGAAAUGGUGAGAACCCUCCCGAUGGUUUCAUGUGUCCGGGAGGAUGGAAAGUCCUUGUCAAGUAUUACCAGAGUUUGCAAGCAGAGGAGGCAACACAGCAGCCAGCCACUGUGUCUUCUUAGAUCAACAAUAAUAGUGGUGAAUUUUUUUAUUUUAUUUUAUUUUUAUUUUUUUUGUGUUGCAGGUUAAUUAUAGAGUAUGAAGAAAAAGUAUAUCAUCUUUUCAAGCGAGGCAGGCAACCAGUAGCUUGGUUUCAGCAGCUUCAAUAGUUUCCACUUCCAGUGAUUCAGACUACUCUUGUUUUCCUUUUUCUUUCUGAUUCAAUAUGAUCAGCCUUCACGUUCCUUGUUUGUUUCAAGUGCUGAAUGCCUUUAACAUGUG